Dunckerocampus dactyliophorus (ringed pipefish) is the source of this 2421-nucleotide messenger RNA. It is a transcript of the gene gabrd, whose product is annotated as gamma-aminobutyric acid type A receptor subunit delta. Gene Ontology annotation, molecular function: extracellular ligand-gated monoatomic ion channel activity; GABA-A receptor activity; neurotransmitter receptor activity. Gene Ontology annotation, cellular component: synapse; neuron projection; GABA-A receptor complex. Gene Ontology annotation, biological process: monoatomic ion transmembrane transport; chemical synaptic transmission; regulation of membrane potential. The transcript is spliced from 10 exons. Lineage: Eukaryota; Metazoa; Chordata; Actinopteri; Syngnathiformes; Syngnathidae. The record is from RefSeq and is a predicted model, not a curated record. Bases 417 to 1730 code for a protein of 437 amino acids.
GCUGCUGCUCGGAUCGGUUCGUUGCGGUUUCGACUGGGACUUUUGCGCUUUUCCUCCGGUCUGUGCGUCCUAGGACGCAGAGGCAUCGGGAACAUGGGGUCCUCAUCAUCUUCAUCAUCAUCAUCAGUAUUGCCACCAUCUUUCUUUGCAUUAAAAUCACAUUUUACUUUGGUUUUUAGCAUUGGAUCAGGAGGAGAGCUCCCUUGAAUACGUUUGAAAAACUCAGGCUUUUGGCGUUCAUUUCGACUGCUGGAGAAACUUUGAUUUUAUUGUUAAUUUUAAACCUGUGUGAAGAUGGAGCUGCCAAAUUUCUUGCUAACGAGCCUUGCUCUGCUGCUUCUUGGAAGGGAUCUUUUCACCAGUGCAGCUCUGGUGAAUUCCAUUCCCCAAGAAGUGGGGGUAUCUCACAAAAGGCCAUGCUGAGUGACAUAGGAGACUAUGUAGGUACAGACAUUGAAAUAUCCUGGUUACCCAAUCUGGAUGAUCUAAUGAAGGGCUAUGCCCGAAACUUUCGCCCUGGGAUAGGAGGUCCCCCCGUGAACGUGGCCAUGGCUAUUGAAGUGGCCAGCAUUGAUCACAUCUCUGAAGCCAACAUGGAGUACACCAUGACCGUAUUUCUACGCCAGAGCUGGCAUGAUGACCGCCUGUCCUACAACCACACCAACAAGACACUGGGAUUGGAUAGUCGUUUUGUGGACAAGCUUUGGCUGCCUGACACCUUCAUCGUCAACGCCAAAUCUGCUUGGUUCCACGACGUCACAGUGGAGAACAAACUGAUUCGCCUGCAGCCCAAUGGGGUUAUUCUGUACAGCAGCAGAAUUACCUCAACAGUGGCAUGUGACAUGGACUUGACCAAGUAUCCCAUGGACGAACAGGAGUGUAUGCUCGAUCUUGAAAGCUAUGGUUACUCCUCAGAAGACAUUGUGUACCACUGGUCGGAAAGUCAGAGGCACAUCCACGGGCUGGACAAACUGGAGCUCUCACAGUUCACCAUCACAGACUAUCGCUUUGUAACAGAGAUGAUGAAUUUCAAAUCUGCGGGAAGAUUUCCAAGGCUGAGCCUUCGCUUCCAGCUGAGACGGAACCGAGGAGUUUACAUCAUCCAGUCAUACAUGCCUUCCAUAUUACUGGUGGCCAUGUCCUGGGUCUCCUUUUGGAUUAGCCAAUCAGCAGUCCCGGCUCGUGUGUCCUUAGGUAUCACGACUGUCCUCACCAUGACCACCCUGAUGGUGAGUGCCCGCUCCUCUCUGCCUCGCGCAUCAGCCAUCAAGGCGCUGGACGUCUACUUCUGGAUCUGCUACGUCUUUGUGUUCGCUGCGCUAAUCGAGUAUGCCUUCGCUCAUUACAAUGCCGACUACAGACUCAAAGAGAAGGCCAAGGUGAAGGCUAACAAGCUUGGCUCCGAGGCCAUCGUGAAGAACGGCAAACAGGCCAUGGUUCUGUUUUCCUUGUCCGUCACCGGCAUGAACCAGGGCGUGGUCAUUUCCAAUCGCCAGAGCCGAGCCCAGCACUCCAGCAGUGAGAUUCCAGGGGAGGCCGUCUCUGAGGAGUCAGAGUCCAGGAGGAGGUCCAGGCAAAUGAGAGAGAGUGAGGAGGAGGAGAAGAAGUGCUGUUCCAAGUGCGUCUGCAAGCCCAUCGACGCCGACACCAUCGACAUAUAUGCCAGGGCCGUGUUCCCGUUUACCUUUGCAGUGGUCAACGUAAUCUACUGGGUGGCAUACACUAUGUAAAAAUGUAAAACAUGGCUGCCAUCCAAAGAGGAAGGACUGUGUGUGUGUGUAUAUACAUAUAUAUAUAUCUAUAUAUAUAUAUAUAUAUAUAUAUAGAUAUAUAUAUAUGUAUAUAUGGACUGCUGGAGCUGAGCCACUUAAAAUUGUCUUAUGCAGCACUGUGGGAAACACACAAAAAUAACUUCAGAGGAAAUGAAACAAAAUGUUCCAGCCCAGUCUGUCAAAAUGGAAAAUGAAAUCCUUAAUGAAAGCGGUGAGCUGUCUAAACAGGCUUGGGACCUUCAAAAAGGGACUUAGUGAGAAAUAAGUGACAGAUAGUGAGCAAGGUCACAACUUUAACAGCUUCCUCACCCUGCAGUAGUGACCACACAUAUAUCCUUCAAACACAACUAUUGUUCGCUUGGAGCUGCAGUCAGGAGUGGGAUGCGUGUUGUUAUAUAACACCACUCAAGCAAGGAUGACAAGACGAUGUCAAUGAUGAUGAUGAAGAUGUGUUCCUACUAUUCUGCAUGGCUGAUAACUCUUUCACCUCAUUGCCAUUGUGCCCUUACCGGCCUCAUCCCCGUUCUGGUUCGCUACUUGCUUUUGUUUUUUUUUCUAAUCAUUUUUCAUUUUGGACGCUGUCAAGAGUGUCUUAUCUCCUUCUUCCAUAUUUGCCUGGUCCCUCACCAUUAAAUGACUUCUUCCGCCA